AUGCAGACGCCUCUAUCCAUAUCGGAGGUCCUAACUUUGACUGUGAAAUUAGAAGAAUUAGAAACAAAAUUCGCUACGAAUGAGAAUUCCAAACAAUCUGUAUUAGACUUGGUCAACGAGACCAGGAGCCUAAUCUUACCGAUUAGACUACAAUUAAAUGAAUUCAUUUCUCUAAUGGCAAACAUUGACAAGAUGACAGAGACAUCAAAUAUUGACAAAUAUAACCACAUACGCAAAUCUCUGUUAACUUUACAAAAUAAUAUUCAAACUCUAUCACAAAACUUUGUGAAAUUAAAUCCGCUGUUUAAUACCAUUCCUGAAUACUCCACAAAACAUAAUUCAAGAGAAUUCAAACCUUUAGAGUCUCUUUCAAACGAUCCAUUCGCUAAAGGGUCGCCAAGAACAACGUCUUCAGGUAGUGCGAAUAACACUAUCACGAGCGCCACCUCAAUCACAACUAAUGCAAACAAUAAGAUCAGUGCUGCUACACCUAGUAGCAAUAUAAAUACACCUGCAUCCUCUUCACAAAACAUUACAAAUACAACUCCAUCCAUCAAGAAGCCAAGAAAGCCAAGGCAACCAAGAAAAUCGAUUACACAAACAAACACUGCCAAUAAAGCUAGUAAGACAACUACUCCGAGUGCUCCCACGCCAGUCGCUGCACCAAUGCAAACACCAGGCACAAUGAACCCCGCAUUACCAGUACAAAACUUCAAUACCAAGACACCAAUCAACCUCGGAUCACCCAAUGGACCGCAGUUUUCUCCUCCACCACAACAGGGCCAAAUAAAUUUUAAUGACAUCACUCCUGCAAAUAUCCUAAAUAUGAAUCAAUCGCGAUCCAUACCAAACAAUAACAAUAACGCAAACAACGAAAUGUUCGGCAACUUAGACCUGAGCAACCUGGAUUUAAACAAUCUUAACAUGGAUUUUAUAUAA
This is a messenger RNA of Kazachstania africana CBS 2517, 939 nucleotides long. It is a transcript of the gene PGD1, whose product is annotated as Pgd1p. Gene Ontology annotation, molecular function: transcription coregulator activity. Bases 1 to 939 code for a protein of 312 amino acids. NCBI's taxonomy places the organism in Eukaryota, Fungi, Ascomycota, Saccharomycetes, Saccharomycetales, Saccharomycetaceae. Gene Ontology annotation, cellular component: mediator complex. The transcript has a single exon. The record is from RefSeq and is a predicted model, not a curated record. Gene Ontology annotation, biological process: regulation of transcription by RNA polymerase II.